UACAGUUAAUCAUUGUCAAUAAUAUACCAGCAUGGAACACCACACACAACCAGUCUGAAACCAGUAUUUUCCAAAAAUAGACUCCAGAUUAUCUCACAGUUAUCAUUCUUUUUUUCAAUAAAUAAGACCUCUGCUUCAUUUAAGUGUUGAGCUCUUUCAGCAUUGGAGAUUAAUUUGUGCGUGUGCAUGCCCGUGUUUGUCAUUAGUGAGUGGACACAGCGUGAUCGAGCAUGCAGCCUCAUUGAUCAUUACCAACCUGGCUGACACUCUGGACCCAUCAUGGAGUCGGGGAAGCAGCUAACAGGUACACUGGCCCUGGCUGUGUUCACAGCAGCUCUGGGGUCGAUGCAGUACGGCUACAGUCUUGGAGUCAUCAACGCACCGCAGAAGGUCAUUGAAAAGCAUUAUGGGAGGUCCCUGGGGGUGUGGUCAGAGAGGGCUGCUGUCCUGUCAGAAAACAGCACAGAUGAAGAAGGGCUCCCAGAGGCGGGACAACACCCUGACGUGGUCAUGUAUUGGUCAUUGUCGGUGGCUAUCUUCUCCAUCGGCGGCAUGCUAUCGUCCUUCCUGGUGGGAUUUGUGGGAGACCUGAAAGGGAGGGUAAAGGGCAUGCUAAUGGUCAAUGUUCUGGCUGUAGCUGCCGGACUGCUGAUGAGUCUUUGCAAGAUGUGGAAACCUCACAUCAUGGUCAUCUCCGGCCGCGCCAUCAUGGGCUUUUACUGUGGGUUGACAUCUGGGUUAGUGCCGAUGUAUAUUGGAGAGAUUGCACCCAAGGCUUACAGAGGGGCUCUGGGCACAUUACACCAGCUGGCCAUUGUUAUUGGCAUCCUCAUCAGCCAGGUAAUAGGAUUGGACUUUAUAUUUGGUAACGAUGAAAUGUGGCCUGUGUUGCUUGGUCUGUCUGGAGCUCCGGCAGUGUUGCAAUCCCUUCUGCUGCCUCUGUGCCCAGAGAGCCCACGGUACCUUUACAUUGUACUCAACAAGGAGCAGGAGGCUCGAAAAAGUCUGCAUCGUCUAAAGGGGGCCUAUGAUGCAACUCCUGAUCUGGAGGAGAUGAAGAGAGAGAAAGACGAAGCAGACAAGGAGCCCAGGGUCUCUAUCCUGUCUUUGAUCCGCUCCUCCGUGUACAGACAGCAGCUGUUUGUCGCCCUCAUGAUGCACCUCUCCCAACAGUUAUCUGGCAUCAACGCGAUCUUUUAUUACUCCACGGCUAUCUUCACUCGGGCUGGUGUCGGUCAGCCGGUCUACGCCACAAUAGGAGUCGGGGUCAUCAACACAGUCUUCACUCUGGUGUCUGUUGCUCUGGUGGACAAGGCUGGCAGGCGCACUCUGACUCUGAUUGGUCUGGCAGGGAUGUGUUGCUGUGCAGUUGCCAUGACACUUGGCCUCAGAUUCCAGGAUGAAUACUCAUGGAUGAGCUACGUCAGCAUGUCAGCAAUCUUCCUCUUCGUGAGUUUCUUUGAAAUCGGUCCUGGUCCCAUUCCAUGGUUCAUAGUCGCUGAACUGUUCAGCCAAGGACCUCGGCCUGCAGCUAUCGCUUUAGCUGGCUGCUGCAACUGGACCAGCAACUUCAUCAUAGGCAUGACCUUUCCAUACAUACAGGCUUUGUUGGAUUCUUAUGUUUUCAUCCUGUUUGCUGUUCUACUUUUUGGCUUCACUGCCUUUAUUUAUUUCCGGGUCCCUGAAACCAAGGGAAAAUCUUUUGAGGAGAUUGCUGCUGUCUUCCAGAAGGGCCGGAAAAAGUCGGCACAGAUCCCCAUAGACACUGCGGAACUGCAGCAGCUCAAAUCAUCCACAGAUGCCUAAAGCAACAGCGGUGUAGAGGAAGGAAAAGGUUUAGCAUGUUUAAACUUAAAGAGUGGCACGUCUCUCUGGUGCUUUCAGAGUAGGGUAGUCUUCUAUCAGGAGAGGCUUUAGAGAUUAAGUCCAAACUGUACAUGAGCACAAGGAGUAGAGGCAACAAACCUUGCUAAAAAGACGCUUUUGACGCCAGAUGUGUCUUCAUCAGUCGGGACGUUAGUCUUUUGGACUUGAUCUCUGAGGUCCCUCCCGAUAGAAGACUGCCCUAAUACAGCUAUGUAUUUGCAUGGUCAGUUUGUAAGUGUGUGCAAGGGCAUGUCCAUUUGUCAGUAUUUCAAAAGUCAAGUGUUAAAGGUCCAGUGUGUAGGAUUAACGGGGAUUUACUGGCAGAAAUCGAAGCUAAUAUAAUAAUUCUUUAAUAACGGUUCAGUUCAAUCAAAUUCAAGUUCAUUUGCCCCCAAAGUGUGGUUCGUUUGGGCAGGUGUGAACUAGGAAAUCACACUCAGGUGCGCACCAAAACAACCAGACUGAGACCUUCUUGAAGAGGUGGUCUCGGUCUGGUUACAAACGAACUCAUGGUGCGGUUCGUUUGUGGUGAGAGCGUGUUCCGACCUGGAUCUGAACCAACUGCAGUCACAUGACACAUUGUUUGGGUUAAACAUGAGCAUGUUACAGUCCUGGAGGAUUAUUAAUGUGCACCUCCUCCUGUACUGCCUUAAUAUGCACAUUCAGCACAUCCAAUGCAUCAAAACAUUGUUUUCUUUUUGGAGCUGCGCCUCGUUUUCAAACUGUAUGGUUUGACUAAAAUGAACAACGACAGCAAUAUAGUCCACGAUGAGCAGCGCUAAAAUCAACCUGCGUAGUAGAUGGACCAGUAAAUCAAAAGCUUUGCCUUCCACGACAGUCCGGCACAGCGCUCGCAUCACUGCAGAAGCUGCACCAAACCGCCGGUACAUCUCACGCUCCAUUCUACCCUCACUUGUGAACAACAUGGCCUCAGAUUUUGAGGUGCUGACUAUCAUCCCGACAGCUUUACAUUUGGCUUUCCCAGUGCAUGCUGGAGGUCAAGGUGUGAUGAAGCGAACAGAACCACAUUCAUCUGCAAAAAGCAGAGAUGCAAUUCUGAGGUUCCCAAACCAAACCCCUUCCUCCCACGGCUGCACCUAAAGAUCCUGUCCAUGAAAAUCACAAACAGGCCAACACCCACCGAGAACAUGUUUGACUUAAUGUCGAGUAUGCGAACGCAAGCCCGAUACCCCCUAGUCCCGUAGUACCCCCCACAAGACUUCUGAAGCGACGUGGACGUAAGGCCUCUCCAAGUCCACAAAACACUUGUAGACUUGAUGGGCAAACUCCCACAAUCCCUCCAGCAGCGUCGCAAGGGUAAAGAGUUGGUCCAUUGUUCCACAGCCAGGACAGAAUCCGCAUUGCCCCUCCUGAAUCCGAGGUUCGACAAACCGUCGGUUUGACUGUCUUUACUGCUGUAAGACACUAAAUCCCCCUACAUCUUACAAACUGGACCUCUGAAGUACAUACAUCCCUAUAGUUUUAUAAUAAUUACUUUGUGACUUAAGGAGAGUGUUUUUUUUUUAUUUUUAUAAUGUAACUAUGAGAACUACCUAAAAACCAGCAGUGACUCACAGUAUCAUGUUUCCGUUAUAUGGAGUGGUGUUUACAUUCAAUCAAAUGAUCUUGCACUGCAGUCAUGUGUCUUGAUCGUUAAAGCAGGUACAGUCAAUACUGGAUAACAUGACUAUAUGUUUGUGAAAGGGGAUGCUUGCAUUGCUGAACCUACAGAGAAUUAUGACCCGACUCUGCAGUUCUCUUCAGUUUUACUGAGCUUUGUAGCGUCUUGUGUUUAAGUUCACUUCAAAUGCUCACAUGGCUUCGUUUUUAAAAGGAGAGUACAUCUGGGGCCUACAUUCAUUGGGGGCCCAAAAACACAUUUCCUAAUGAGUGCUAACAUGUCUGUAGGAUUUAUAAAUAGGCCUCUAAUGGCUAUCAUGUUUGUCACUGUUGAUCUCACAGCUUGUUUCUGCUGGUUUACCACUUAAAAUGCAUUUUAAAAGACUAGUACUGUGAAAUCCGUGCAUCUGAAACUGAGUCAGUGUUUAUAUUUGCAGAGCUCUUAAGGAAAAGUAUUCAUCUAAUAAAGAGUCUGUUGUGCUGCAGUGA
Messenger RNA from Epinephelus moara (kelp grouper), 3975 nucleotides. It is a transcript of the gene slc2a2, whose product is annotated as solute carrier family 2 member 2. The record is from RefSeq and is a predicted model, not a curated record. Gene Ontology annotation, biological process: monosaccharide transmembrane transport. Lineage: Eukaryota; Metazoa; Chordata; Actinopteri; Perciformes; Serranidae. The transcript is spliced from 12 exons. Bases 280 to 1806 code for a protein of 508 amino acids. Gene Ontology annotation, molecular function: hexose transmembrane transporter activity. Gene Ontology annotation, cellular component: membrane; brush border.